Molecule: messenger RNA, 510 nt
Organism: Parascedosporium putredinis
Lineage: Eukaryota; Fungi; Ascomycota; Sordariomycetes; Microascales; Microascaceae
Source: the annotation of a GenBank genome assembly
AUGGCAACUGAGUUCAAUACUGCAGUUUGUGGUAUUGGCCUACGACUUCCUGGGGGAAUAAAGGACACCCAUGACUUUUGGGAGCUGCUGGUCAACGGACGAGAUGCUCGCGGUCCCAUCCCAUCAACGAGAUAUAACAUUAGCGGGUUCGAUGAUUCGUUGGGAGGUAAAGGUGGUAUCAAGGCGCGGUAUGGAUAUUUCCUCGAUGAGGACAUAUCUGGGUUAGACACAUCCUUCUUUUCAAUGACACGAAAGGAGGUCGAGAGCUGCGAUCCCCAGCAGCGCCGUCUGCUCGAAGUGGUAAAGGAAUGUCUCGACGAUGCUGGAGAGAUUCACUACAGAGGCCGCGCCGUCGGUUGCUACGUGGGCACAUUUGGCGAUGACUGGCUCUUGAUCAACUCGAAAGAAAACCAGCAUCAGGACGGUUACGGCUAUCUUUCCACGGCCAACGGGGACAUGAUGCUUGCAAAUCGAGUGUCCUAUGAAUACGACUUUAGGGGACCGAGGUAG